Molecule: messenger RNA, 1501 nt
Organism: Coffea arabica (coffee)
Lineage: Eukaryota; Viridiplantae; Streptophyta; Magnoliopsida; Gentianales; Rubiaceae
Source: RefSeq, a predicted model, not a curated record
GCGCUUUUACGCGAAAGAGAUGAGGUCGGAAUCCCGCGAGCCCACGUUUGGCAAAAACCCUUGACCGCGUUUACGCUGCUGGCUGCUGCCUGCCUGUAGCCUAUUUUCAUCGUUCUUCUUCUUUCUCCCAACUAUCUCCACCACUUUCUACUACUGUUACACUGCUAAAAUUUCACUACCUGAGGCAUUUCUCUUAUACUAGUAUAGGAACCAAUGGUGAGCAAGAGGCAGAAAUUGGCCCGCAAGCGAUUUAAAGAAGAGCACCCUGGGCUCUUCCCAAAGCCAGACCCAACGCCUCCCAAAGACCCAACCAAGAAGAAGAAAAAGUUAUCCAAAUUCAAGAGGAAAAAAAGGGUUUCCAAUGACCCAAGUAAUCCCAAGAAAUCCCUUAAGGGGAAAAAGCACCCACUUAGAAUUCCAGGUAUGAAGCCUGGCGACAGCUGCUUCAUAUGCAAAGCACCCGACCACAUUGCCAAGGACUGCCCUCAGAAAGCUCAGUGGGAAAAGAAUAAGAUAUGUUUGUUAUGUCGGCAACGGGGUCACAGUCUUAAAAAUUGCUCGAAGCAGAAGGACGAUUCCACCGAUAACAAGUUCUGUUAUAAUUGUGGGCAGACGGGGCAUUCUCUUGCUAAGUGUCCACAGCCUCUUCAAGAUGGAGGAACACGAUUUGCCAAUUGCUUUAUUUGUAAUGAACAAGGGCACUUGAGUAAGAACUGUCCACAAAAUUCCCGUGGAAUUUACCCAAAGGGUGGCAGUUGUAAAAUCUGUGGUGGUGUCACACAUCUGGCUAAAGAUUGUCCUAAUAAAAGCAGCAAAGCUUCUAAUGCAGUUGGAGUAGCUGGCAAAGCACGUAAGUUGUAUUUGUUUAUCAGCGGUGAUGAUCUUGAAGAUGACUUCAUGGCAGGGGAACAGGCGAAUGCUACAUCUGGAAUGGCUGUGGAAGAUGAGUGUAAGCUGAAGUUUUUGGAGUUAAAAGCCAAGAGAAACUAUCGUUUUAUUAUUUUCAAGAUUGAGGGUCAACAGGUGGUGGUGGAGAAGCUUGGGAGUCCCGAAGAAAGUUAUGACGAUUUCACUGCUUCUCUGCCUGCCGAUGAGUGUCGCUAUGCUGUGUUUGAUUUCGAUUUCAUCACCGACGAGAACUGCCAGAAAAGCAAGAUUUUCUUCAUUGCUUGGUCCCCAGACACAUCGAAGGUGAGAAUGAAGAUGGUUUAUGCGAGCUCAAAGGAUAGAUUCAAGAGGGAAUUGGAUGGGAUUCAAGUGGAAUUGCAGGCAACAGAUCCUAGUGAGAUGAGCUUUGACAUUAUAAAAGGACGAGCACUCUGAAUAUAUCACCUUCACUUGAUCGCCAUCACGGAGACUCGGACUCUUUUUCUAGUACUAUAAUUCCCAAGCAAUGCUAUCGAUUCGUCUUCCCUUUUUUUUUCUUUCUGUUCUUAUUUUUGUUUUGGUUCCCUCAAUUCAAAACUAAAACGUGUAGUGUAAUGUAAUAUUAUUGCAACCA